Messenger RNA from Eurytemora carolleeae, 1371 nucleotides. RefSeq names its product transmembrane protein 241. Gene Ontology annotation, cellular component: membrane. NCBI's taxonomy places the organism in Eukaryota, Metazoa, Arthropoda, Copepoda, Calanoida, Temoridae. The transcript is spliced from 13 exons. The record is from RefSeq and is a predicted model, not a curated record. The coding region runs from base 196 to 1188 and encodes 330 amino acids.
AUUUCUAAAUUUGUUACCGCCCUACAUUAGAUCAAAUACAAUUAUUGCUCAAUUUACUAGUUUCUGUCAAUCUUUAUAUUUAGAUUUAGAUCGUCAUUUAUUUUUACAAUACAGCUGUAUUCAUAAAUCAUAAAUUUUCAGAAGAUAAAUCUUAAAUAUGGUUUUUAUCUGAAACUAGACAAAUUCGAUAGUCUAAUGUGGAGACAGAAACAAAGGUUUUGGCCGAAAAUGAAUCUUAUAUCUGGGCUUCUUUUCUCCACCUUUCUUUUCGGAGGUAUUUCAAUCAACAAAUAUGUUCUCUCAGUUCUGGGCUUCAAAUAUCCAACAAUAUUUCAGGGAUGGAACACACUGGUGGGGUUGGUUGUGUACAAGAUGUUAAAUAUAUUCAAAAAGUCUGAAUAUCCUCUAACACCAGUUGACAGAACCGGUUUUUUAUCUCUUCUACCUGGACUACUUUUUCAUACAACAGCACUGAUCGCUAAUUCAAAGGCGUUAGCUGAUUUACCUAUUAGUGUGUAUAUAGCUGUACAGAACACACUUCCUGCAGGAAUUUAUUUGUUGGAUAGAGUUUUCCCUGGUCGACCCCCCACCUCCCCACUUCAGGGGAUCUGUUCUAUCUUAACCCUUUUUACAGGUGUUGGUUUAGUGAUUGGGGAAACCAGCCUAGACUUUCAAGAUUCAGCAUACUUUUGGAUCAUUAUAGGAAUAGCCUGUUCAGUCGCCUCCACACUUCACUCAAGGAUUGCAGAUGCAAGAUUCACCUCAUGGGACCGGCUUUACUACUCUUCAGUUUUCUCUGUAAUUAUUCUUGCUCCUGCUAGUCUGUAUCUGGAAGAGGCAUUUCUUGCUCUUAACUUCAGACAUGAUAAGCAGGGUCUUUUCCUGACUGGUUGCUUGUUUUCUGCUCUUUUCACAGCUUCCUUCAACAUAUAUACUGUCAGAUUGAAGGAAGACGAGUACUUUGGACUUCUUCUCAAUAUGGCAAGCGCUGGAACAGCUGUCCUCUCCAUCUUUCUAUUCUCAGCUGAUUUAAAAUGGUGGCAAUGGACACUGAUCGGAGUCAACCUGGUGACCACUGUUCCCCUACCUGCCCAUCAAGGUAGAGAUGAUGAUCUUCAACCUGUAGGAGUUCUUCAGGGGGCAGCUUAUAAACCUCUGUCACAACAAGAAGGAGUGAUACUUCAAUAGAACUUCUAAAAGUUUCACAAGGGGAGGUACCCUCUCCUUGCAGAUAGAAAUGAUACUUAAAUCAUAGAACUUUUAGGAGUACCACAAGGGGAGUUUUCUAUCCUAUCCCUUUCUAGUAGUAAUUGAUAUUUAAAUCAUAUACAUAUAUCAUAAGGGGAGGUUUCAACUCACCCUCUUAGCAGA